UUGCAAAAUUGUAUCUAAUGCUGAAUACAAAUAUUUGCUAACGUCAAAUAUUUAAAAAAAAUAAUAUGCGAAGCAGAUUUCACGAAUUAAUCGUAUAAAAUUCAAAAUAUUAAUUUCAUAUACAAAAAGGUAUUUUGUAAUAAGACGAGAAAAUGACUUCAGCUGUUCCUCAGAUAAUUACAUCAGAAAAAUUUAAGUACUACAAAAAUGUUGGCAAAGUUGUCUCUAGUAAAGAAAUUCACUUACAACAACAGUUAGAGGAAAAAGAAAGAAACAAUAUGAUACUUGAAAGUAUGAAAAGGCAGUCGAAAAUGAAUAAAAUAGACUCUAAGAGAAUAAAUACAAACAAUGACAAACUAAAUGAUGUUCUAUCGGAAGCUAGACAACGCUCCAUGCACAUUUUACAAAGAGCCAGCAAACUUAAAAUGGAACAAGAAGAAGAAAUUCAAAAGUGUUCUAGACUUAUAUUAGAAAUGAAAUGUAGAGCUGUAAGAGAUGCACAAAUUGCUGAAAAGAAUAUUAUCAAUGAAGAACUUAAAAUGGAAGCGCAAAACAUUAAUGAUAUGAUGGAAAAUGAAAGAAGAUUAGCAAUUAAGUCUGAAAUUGAAAAUAAGAGAAAAGAAUAUGAAAAGAAACGACACUAUGCUGAAGCGUUAAAGACCCAAAUAUUGGAAAAUGAUGAAAAGCGUCAACUAGAAAUUCAAAGAAAGCAAGAAGAAAAUAGAAUGAACAAUUAUAUAAGAAUUAUGAAUGAAAAAGCAGACAUUUCUAAACUUAAAGCUCAAGGGAUUGAAAAUGCAAACAUUAGAAAGAAUUUGUCUGAAACGAACGAUCAGUUAAAGCAUUUUAAAAAUGUUGAGACAGAAGAAAAUAGAAUAAUGGAAGCUAGGAUACAAGAAUAUCAUCGAAUGAAACAACAACGUGAUAAGGAAAAUGUUCUUAAAUUAAAUUUAUUAAGGUAUCAAAGAGAGAAGAAAAAAGAAAAAGUUGCACUUGAAGUUCAAAACGUUUGCAAAAUUAAGGAUGUACAACAAGAAAUAACUGCUUUAAGAAUACAAGAAAAAGUUGAAAAACAAUGGAAGUUAAAAGAAAAAGAAGAAGCUUUUGAAGCUGCAAAAAAUAAAGUUAUUCUGAAAUUGGCACGAGAUGAACAAAUUAAAGAUAAACAAAUCAUGUUGGCUUUAGAAAUAAAAAGGGAUAAAGAACAACUGGAUAAAUUCGCUACAAUUCAAAGUCAGACUAUUAAUAAUGAUUUAAAAGAGAUGAGUAAAAAACAUCAAGAGGCUAUUUAUUAUCGAAAUGAAAUUUUAAAACAGAUUAGUGAAAAAGAAAAUGAGCGUAAAUUAGAGAAGCAACAAAAAAUUCAUGAAGGUCUCGUUAAAAGAAAGGAAAUGGAAUCCUUUAAGCGUCAAAUUGAUGCAACGAUACGUCAAAAAUUUGCUGAAAUGGAAGAGAACCCAGUACCAGGAAAUAACGUCAAAAAAAUCAUCGAUACAGUGGAUAAAUAAAAGAUGAAAGCUUCCUUAAACUAUACUUGUACACCUACCUUCAAAAGUUGUAAAUUGUAAAUUUCUCAAUCACAAUGCUUUUCACAGACUUUUUGAUCAAAACAUUUAUUUCUUUGAAUUACAUGACGAGAACGAAUGAAAAUGUAUUACUGAACUAUAAUAAAUCUUUUUUCUGGUACCUAAAA
Messenger RNA from Leptopilina boulardi, 1693 nucleotides. RefSeq names its product cilia- and flagella-associated protein 45. The transcript is spliced from 6 exons. Bases 153 to 1508 code for a protein of 451 amino acids. The record is from RefSeq and is a predicted model, not a curated record. Lineage: Eukaryota; Metazoa; Arthropoda; Insecta; Hymenoptera; Figitidae.